AUGGUUCUUAACAAACCCAUAUAUCAAGAACAGACCAUAACAUCUCACUUAAGGCCCAUCAUUCAACACAAGCCGACCCCACACUACCUCCUUAAUGUAUACUCUGUUCAUAACUAUGACUACAUCAAUCUCAUUAUGCCCGAUACCCUUUGCAAGACACCACUGAGAGUGACCAAUGUGGCUGAAGUUCAAGCAUUGGCAGUGUGGCAAAUGUGGGAGAAGCAAGCAGCCAAAAAAUCCGGAAAUAUACCUCAACAAGGAGAGGGUGAACACAUUGAAGAUGCCACAGCACCACGUGCAGUCUUUGAUUGUGCUCUCACCACCAUGAAGACUGGUGCCAAACCGAAAGCAAAGGCCAGCAGUUCCAGCAUGCAAGGAAGAAAGAAGACUGUACCGUCACACACCAGUCAAGCUGUUGUGGGGCCCUCUAGACCAGCAUCACCUCCACAGCAAAACACAGCAGAUACUGCUGCUCCAGAUCAAUGA
Suillus subaureus is the source of this 486-nucleotide messenger RNA. RefSeq lists its product as uncharacterized. The record is from RefSeq and is a predicted model, not a curated record. The transcript has a single exon. NCBI's taxonomy places the organism in Eukaryota, Fungi, Basidiomycota, Agaricomycetes, Boletales, Suillaceae. The coding region runs from base 1 to 486 and encodes 161 amino acids.